Messenger RNA from Puccinia graminis f. sp. tritici CRL 75-36-700-3, 2314 nucleotides. RefSeq lists its product as uncharacterized. The transcript has 3 exons. Bases 41 to 2314 code for a protein of 757 amino acids. The record is from RefSeq and is a predicted model, not a curated record. NCBI's taxonomy places the organism in Eukaryota, Fungi, Basidiomycota, Pucciniomycetes, Pucciniales, Pucciniaceae.
UACAAUCCACAACUUAUCGCCACCAUCCCUCUGUAGCCAAAUGAGGGCAAACCAAAUGUCGACUGAUCAGCAGAAUUGCCCAUCUGGUCCAACCUUACCCCCUCUCCGCCCAUUCUACUUUUCAUCUAAUCCCAAGUCGGUGGCCCAGUUUUCGAGCUACUCACUAUCCCACUCAAUCAAUUUCCCCGCGCAUUCUGCCUCUCCUAUGCCACAGCUCAGCCAGUCCUCUCCACCACCGUCAACCCACUCGUCUGCCCGUCGAGAUCGCGACCAAGACAAACAGUUUAAUCCUAUCCAGUCUCAACCUUCCGUCGAUCGAUUGAAUAGCAUUUCACCAUGUUCAGGGCACCGGGGCGAUACCAACUCCAGAAGAGCCUCGCAAGCUCACCUAAUCACCCCAACAGCAUCUGAUUCGAAUUUAUAUAAUCAACGACUGAAGCGCAGUGCCAACCGGGCGGAGCUCGACCAUCAUUCCGCCCAUGGAAAUGAAAGAUUUGUCCACUCAGAAGUGCAUACUUCUUUGAAAACUCAAACUAAAAAAUCAAAAAAUGAUCAUAUUCCUCAAGGCAAUUCACAAGUUCGGGCCGAACCUCCUCCCUCUGAUUCUGAAACACACAAAUCAAAUCCCCCACAUCAUUUGUCCCCCAUAAACUCAGUGACAGUUUGGCAAGCUCAACAAGAUGUAAAGCCUAUUGAAGCUAGAAAUUCAAUAAAAGGACAACAGAUGACUGCUGCACAUGAACAGAAAUUGAUAAAGCCCUGUGAUAAGCAUGCUCUGUUGGCUUCAUCAAAAUUAUCCUCAAGCUCUCCAGACCCUCAAAUAGCCAACCAAAAUCCAGUACCAAAACAUAAACCUGAAGCCAUUGAAGAGCCUACUAGUCCACUUGCUAUUGGCUUCCUCCAACCUCAAAAUCUAACUGCAAUGCAACAAGUAAUCAAGUUAAGGGAAGAGCAAAAGCAGUUAAUUGAACAACGGAGAAAUUCAUCUGCUGGGCAUUCUUGUUUGAAUUCAGCCUCCUUAUCAUGCUCUGUUGAUCAGACAAUUGCUGCUAAAAUUGCCUCAUCAACACACAACAAAAAGAAUGGACUUAUGAAACUGAUUUGGCACCCAGAGUCAGACAAUCAUACACCUUCAUCCAACAACCUAAAACCACAGAAACCACCUCCUAACAUCAAUGUAUCCUCAAUUAAAAUAGCUGAUUUCAGCAGGCAAAAAUCUGUUUCUUACCAACCGCACCAGAAGGCUGCUCAAAAUCAUCAGACUCACAGUUCACCUGUCUCAAAUUCUGACAACCCCAAAUGCCAUCCUUCAUUUGGGUCUGGUUCAGUCAUUGCCAGCCGAAGAGGUCAGGAGGUCAGAGAAAAGGUGAAAGGUAUGGUCCUAACCUCUCAAGAUUCCCAAGUCCAUCUGCUUGAACAUCAAUCAAUCAAGUCUGCUCCAAUUUGCAGUGGGUUUUUGCAAGUCCCCCCUCAAAAUGAAGAUGUGACUAAAAUGGCACAAGAUUCCCCAAAAAACAUGAAUGGUCAACAGGAAAUCACAUGUAAAAGCCAUGUUCACAACUUUCAACAGCCAUUCUCAAUUGCCAAAGUCAACUCUCAACUGCCUAAUCUGAACCAUGGAAUCAAAAAACCAAUGCAACCCAACAUUACCACCAAAAUUAGCCAUGAUCCUGGUCCUGGACAUCCCCAUUUUGCCUCAUUUUCCUCCAGUCAAGGCCUUGAGCGACGGAAGACAAUACAUGCAGGUUCUGUGAUACAAGUCCCAUCCCUCACACAUCUGAUGAACAAACAAAGUCAAAGUCAUGGAAGUGUUCUGCAAACCAGACAGUCAGAUAAUCUAAAAAUCCAGCAUGCCAAGAUACCCCCCUCAGAUUCCAGAUCAUCAAAUACAAUGCCUACAUUUAGCAAUUCUAAAGAAUCUAGAAACCAGCACCAAGAUAGGAUGAAUGAAAUAUGUAGCACUGGUAAUCAGAGUAAUCCAUGUCUAUCCUCCAAGGUUCCUGAUCCUCAAGCAUGCAACACCCAGCUUUCAACUUCCAGCUUGACAUGCCCUCAACAGGCACCUCACCACCACAGUGUUGCAUCAGCAGGUGGUCCAGGAAUCCCACCCAAGCACUUGUUCCUACAAUUGUUUGAGACCUUCUAUGACUCCCUAUCUGAUUGCCAGACACUCCAGUCCAAUCUUGAAGACCAAAAACAACGCUCAGAUCAACUAAUCAACCUGCUCCAGCAGUCGUCAGGUGUAUUUGAGAAGAUGCUUGAGGACCGGAUAGCAACUCUCCAGAGGAUUUUACCUGUGAAUCCAAUUACUUGA